This is a messenger RNA of Melitaea cinxia (Glanville fritillary), 11465 nucleotides long. RefSeq names its product dmX-like protein 2 (gene Rbcn-3A). The coding region runs from base 216 to 9878 and encodes 3220 amino acids. The record is from RefSeq and is a predicted model, not a curated record. Gene Ontology annotation, biological process: vacuolar acidification. Gene Ontology annotation, cellular component: RAVE complex. Gene Ontology annotation, molecular function: protein binding. Lineage: Eukaryota; Metazoa; Arthropoda; Insecta; Lepidoptera; Nymphalidae. The transcript has 63 exons.
CUUAUGUGAUAUAGGUAUUAUACGUCAUUCUCUCACGUUCGAUGUGUGGUGUCAUAGAGAAGUAUUCGUGAUCAUUCAACUUACAGAAAAACUAAUUCCAAAUGCAGAAUUUUAUUUCAUACAUUAACUAUGUAAUAUAUGUUUAAAAAUAUGGUCGUGUCGUGCAGCUACUUGAUGGAAAUAUAACAAGGAAAUUUUAGUUAUAAUAGCUCAUUAUGAACUGUCAUCAAGUACUUAGUGGUGCCUGUAAUUCAGGAGAUCAAUGUUUUGCUGUUGGUUCUGUCGAAGGAAUACCUUUUACAGCUUAUGCAGCGGGAUGUAACAUAGUAAUACUUGCAUCAAAUUUUGAACGUGUCCAAAUCAUUCCUGGUGCCAUCCAUGGCUAUGUUCGUAUCAGCUCACUCGACUGUAGCACGGAUACUGGUAAAAUCGCAGCCGCAUAUGGUGCAGAAGUCUGUAUCUUUGAACCAACACCUCUAAUACAUACAGCUGCCACUACUCAUGGCCUAGAAUAUCGUUGGGUACAAACGGGAAAAUUGGUGGCAGAUGGUCCAAUAACUGCCCUUUCAUGGAACCUCGAAGGUACGCGGCUCCUGACCGGCGGUAAGAUCCUCCAACUAUGGCACCAAGCAUCGCUGUAUCAGGACGACAGUCAACCAAGUUCGGGAGUCACAUUCCAAAUAGGCGGUGAUAAAGAUGAAAAAACGAAACCUCCCGAAGAAGAUGAACCUGGGUGGAUAUGUGUCUGGCAAUGUCACACGGCGACGCCUGCGCAUCACUUAGCAUUUUCACCGGACGGCGUUUUGUUCGCUACUUCCGGAGUCAAUGAUAGGCUAGUCAAAAUAUGGUACCAAAAUAAAGUGUUGAAUCAGGCGAAUAGCGAACACAACCAACCCGAGCUAAACUACACCUUCAUCUACGUAGCGCAUCCGCGCGCCGUGACCCAUCUAUCAUGGCGAAAAACAAGCAAAUACAUGCCCAAGGGCAGCGUGGGCAACGUCCUGGUGACGUCGUGCGUGGACAACAUCUGCCGCGUGUGGGCGGAGACGCUGCUGCCGGAGGACGAGUGGGGCGGCUGCGUCACUGCGCACGCGCGCUCCCCGCCGCGCCGCCAGCGCGCCACGCACCGCCACAAGCACCGCUUCAUGCAGCGCUUGAAGCACAUGAAGACAUGUUUCCACAUCCGGCGGAACGCGCAGUCUUCGAAGCAGCCGGGCGCGCCGAUACCCACACUCCCCUCCACGUACAGCGCGCAUGACUUCCACAACCCCUACCACUCCACUUCCUAUACUGGAGGGCUCCACUUCCACCUGGCGGCGUCCAUCAACGCGGAGACGGACAUCCCGCUGGUGCCGUCGCUGGCGGGCGGCGGCCGCUUCAUACUGCACUGGCUGCACAACAAGGAGAUGCACUUCACCAGCCAGGCCGAGGCUAUACUGCAUGAUCUUACUAAAAAAAUUUUAGAUAAAGAAGAAACAGAUGAGGGUGGUUCAGGGUCAGAGCACACUACACAUCAGGAUGGAGAGAAUGAAACAAGACAUAGACGACCGAGCCAACAUUUAACUAAAGUACUUUCUGAGGAUAACAGCACUAGUGACGAACAACCAGCCAGCGGCAAUCACAGCCACCCAAGCUUGUCUAAUACAACAUCAAUAAACUCGAUAGCGACGGACGUCACUUGCACGCAUCUCCCCGACUCGCUCGAUGCUAAGAUAGAGGCCUUGUUGCGUGACUGGCAUCAGAGUCCAGAUUUGUUAUUUUCUAUACACCCCGUCGACGGCAGUUUUCUUAUAUGGGUGUGCGAGUGGCUGGACGAGCUGCAGGCGGGCGCGGUGCGGCAGGCGCAGGUGUCGUUCUCGGCGCGCAUCCCGGCCGCCUUCCCGCUGGGCGACGCCACCACCAUGUGCACGCCCGCCGCGCUCUACCACGCCGCCGCGCAGCCGCUCUACGUGCGCCACCGCACCAAGCCCGUCACGCCCGGUCAGCCUGCAGGAGAAACGAUCACAACACCGCUCGCGAGCGUACAGGAAGAAAAAGAGGAAACGGAGUGGCCUCAAAGCGACGACAAAACGACACAGCAGGAGAAUGGUGCGCGGGAAGAAAGUAGUAAUGACAUGAAAAGAAAAACAAGUGUCGCUACUGAGGAGAACAACGAGAUUCAAGAAGGAGACGUAUUGGAAUCGGCACCAGUCAUAUCUAUGGUCACGAACCAUACGAAUGGAACGUUGAAUUUGUGGCAAUUAACAUUCGACGAUAAGUCGAAAUUUUCACAGGUGCUAUCAAUAGGACAUGCUUCUAGAGCGUCCGGACAUAGAUUUAGAGUUAACGACAUCACAUGCCAUCCAGUAUUACCACUAUUACUUACUACGAGUCACCACAACAUAUCAGAUAACGAGCGCGACGCAGCUGGCGCGACUGGGGCGGACGCGGCGGCGGGCGGGCUGUGCUCCGAGCUCAUCAUGUGGCGCGUGGAGUGCGUGGGCCCGCUGGGCAAGUCGGGCGGCGUGGCCGAGCUGGCGCGCGUCAACUCGCCGCACCUGUCCGCCUUCAGCAACGUCGCCUGGCUGCCCACGCUGCUGCCCAGCACUACACUAGGAAAUCUCUCGAAUUCCCCAUCCGCCUGCUUCGUGGCGAGUGACGGUGAAAGUUUACGGUUGUUUCAAGCCGUUAUCGAUGCACGGACUUUAUUAGCUGAAAUCGCUACCUCGGAAAGACGUCACAAGGAUUUUAUGCACGACACGAUGUCGAUGUCGUCGGAGUCGUCGGCGGGCCCGGGCGGCGUGCCGCUGCACGACCGCAUCAAGAUCGUGUCGCAGCAGUCCACGGCGCGGCCGGGCGCCGUCAUCCAGCUGCACGCCAUCGCCGACGCCACGCACGACUGGCACAACACGCAGCUGCUGCACGUCUUCCAGGAGCAGCUCAUCACCGGCGAACGAACAACAAGCGAUACAGAAAGUUCAGAUUUGGGUGUGGAAGGUUCUGAAGUGAACACAAUCACAGAAGCCGGCUUGGAAGCAAUAGUCGACUUAAGGAAGGCUGCCGUUUUCAAUGAACCAUUCUAUAUUGUUGUAUUAGAAAGGACUGAUGGUGGCUCCACAGUCCAUAUGUGGCGGCUCACCGUGUCUUCCCAGGCAGAUCCUUCAGAUGACUUUACCAACAGUAUGAUGUACGUCCCAGACAGCGCGCUAGUGCAGGAGGAGGAGGGAGAGUCUAGAAAGAAUUCAGUCUCGAUAGACGCGGAGCGGCCCGCCGCCCCCACCACCCUCUCACACCUCUCUAUUACUACGAAGAAGGUUUGCGAAUGUCCACUGGCGUUGCCCGACGGCGUAGAUGUUAUUCACGCUACUCCGGCUGCUGGACAUCUAAGUUCCGCGUCCAUUUACCCCGCUUGUUUAGCGCCUUAUAUAUUAGCCACAGCUUGUUCUGAUAGUACUUUGAGAUUUUGGAAAUGUAACGUUACUAAAAAAGACAAUGAUGAAUUCGAGUACACAUGGAAGGAGUGGGAAAUGAUGAAUAAAGAUCAAGAAUCCACGAUAGACAUUCCAGGGCAGCCGCUGCACAUCAGCGCGGCGUACUCCGGGCGCAUCGCGUGCGCGUACAAGUGCGGGCGCUCGUUCACGCGGCCGCGGGCGGGCGGCGCGGCGGGCGGCGCGGGGGCGGGCGGCGCGGGCGGCGCGGACGCGCGCUUCGUCAACCUGUGCGUGUGCGUGUACGAGUGCGAGAGCACGGGCGGCGCGGAGUGGCUGCUGGAGGACACCAUCCCGCUGCGCAACGUCAGCCUGCCGCGCGUGGGCGUGUGCGCGGACGCGCAGAUCGACCUCUCCUACCUGCACGACACCUCCUUCAUGCAGAAGAAGCACAGGCUCACGCAGGUUCUACAAACGUUAUCGUCGGACGAAGGCCGCAACGGUCGUAACGGCGAAGGCGACACGGGAAAGUCGGCCGGCUUACUAGCGGUGCCGUCGUUCAGUACACUUCAAUCGUUGCGCAAGAGUAUCAUGGAAAACGGCAACACUUGUCCGCUCACUCAGAAACAUCUCGUCCAACUCGACUGGGUAUCUAAAGAAGAUGGUUCACAUAUAUUGACCGUUGCGGUCGGUUCCAGAGUGCUGUUGUUCACUCCAGUCUCUAGUGACUUGGCUCAAGCGAACUUAAAGGCUAUGAAGGAAUCAAUAAAUAAUAACCGUCCCCUACUACGCAAAGCUUCUUCGCUAGCGGCUCCAUUAUUUGUAGAAGAAAUACGUUGGAUGCAGCUUAGAAGGAUUCAGCUUAAGACUGCUGAUGGCUUGCCUCCACUACCCAUGCAGAUAUCUUGGGUCCGAGACGGAAUCUUAGUUGUUGGUAUGGACUCGGAAAUGCACGUAUACUCGCAAUGGAAACCCGAAACUCCUCAAAUCACCUCUGGACAAAACGGUAUUCAGGAACAAGAUGAAGGCGGUGAGUCACGCGCUCUCCGCGACUCAGAUUUGCGAGUGUCCGCGCCGCACUUGCAGCGAGUGUCGUCGAUCAACCUGCAGCUGUUAGAGCGAGACGCUAGACGGCGGAACAAAACACAACCGGACCAACCGCAACCCCUUUUGGACUACAUGCCGGACUACGGCUUAUUCGAAGCAUCGCAGAUGGCUUGUCCAGUAUUACCGCAGUAUCACCCCAAGCAGUUGAUGGAACUUCUUAAUAGUGGAAAAAUUCGAUGGGUCAAAGCAAUCCUUGCUCAUUUAGUCAGGUGUAUGGGUGGCACUUACGCGAGUCGCAGUUCACAAGGUGAUGAGGACAGCCUGUCAAGACAACGCGGCUGGUCGCGCUCGCGCACGCUGUCCGUGUCGUUCGCCGCGGGCGCCGCCUCGCCGCUGGACGGCGCCGCGCAGAUAACCGAAGACGUGCAACUAGAUUACGCAGAACUGACAUCGGUACCGCCGCUACCUCUUUGGACCUUACUAGUGGCGGACAAGGAGUCCGCACAUCAUCCGUCCACUAUUCAAGAAGCUAAAGAUUAUAAUGAACUAUUUGAGGGAACUAUGGAAAUAGAAGAAGAUCUCGACACUCUGCUGCUUGGCGAGGAAGAAGGUAUCGAUCGACGACCUUCUAUGCCGGAGCGGCAGCCUCUCUCGCACUUUGGACCGCGGCAAGGACGUAUCCUGUCCAGACUGCUAACUCACACGCACCUGCCCGGGCUGAGCUCGCUGGACCAGAUGCACCUGCUGGCGCUGGCGGACACCGUGUCCACGUGCGACGCGGACUUCGCCGAGCGCCUCACGAACAACGCCAGGGUGGACGUGGCUCAGGGCGCCGGCCAGGAGAUACUGCCUGACUCGCUGGACGACUGCGGGCUGCGCUUCCUGCUGGCCAUGAAGCACUACGGCUACCUGCUGCGCUGCCUGCCGCUGGCGCAGCGCGCGGCGCUGCAGCGCGCCGGCGUGGGCACCUGCAACCUGGUGUGGGCCUUCCACUCGGAGACGCGCGAGCAGCUGCUGGCGCUCGUGCCCGGCUACUCCAAGGGGCAGCCCAAGUGGGCCACUAUGAGGGAGCUCGGCGUGGGCUGGUGGGUGCGCGGCGAGCUGCUGCGCGCGUGCGUGGAGCGGCUGGCGCGGGCGUCCUACAUGGCCAAGCAGGACCCCAUGGACGCCGCGCUCUACUACCUCGCCAUGAAGAAGAAGACGCUGCUGUGGGGCCUGUUCCGCUCCAACCGCGACGACAAGAUGACCGCCUUCUUUGCGAACGACUUCUCCGAAGAUCGUUGGCGUAAGGCGGCGUUAAAAAAUGCCUUUGUCCUCCUUGGAAAGCAACGCUUCGAACAUGCAGCUGCAUUCUUCUUAUUAGGUGGUGCCUUAAAAGACGCUUUAGAGGUUCUCAUAACAAGAUUAGGAGAUUUACAACUGGCAAUGGUCGUGGCUCGUCUGUACGAAUCAGAAAAUACUUUGCCGAACAGCUUGAAGAAAUUACUCAUGGAUGAAAUAUUGGGCGGCGAGCCGGAAGAGGGCGCGGAGGAGGGGUGGCUGGACCUGGAGCGCGCGCACCCGGACCCGUUCGUGCGCUCCAUGGCGCUGUGGGAGCUGCGGCGCUACGGCGCGGCGCUGGACACGCUGCUGAGCGCGGCCGGCCGCCUGCACGCCGCCGCGCGCUCCGAGCCCGUGCCCAGCGUCUUCAACUUCUACGUCUACCUGCGCACGCACCCGCGCCUCAAGCGCACCAACAUGCCCAGCCAGGGCGGCACCCUAGCGUUACUGCAGCAGGAGGCGGAUGAAGGCAUAACGCGUCUCGAGCGGCGCCUGUACUUCCAAACAGCGCAUGGACACUUCAAAGCGGGCUGUCCGGCGUUGGCUCUGGAAGUGCUGUCCAAGCUCCCGGCGCGCGUUCGAGACGAGCGACCUCGAGCCGCCGCACCGACAACCGCGACUCGGCCCGACCACGCCGUCAUACACACCGGCCAGCUCAGCGAGGACUCGACUGUUAAAAGUACGACUCAUUCACAAGAAGAAAAUAUGGAUUGGGGUACAUCAAGUGUAGACUGGAGUGCACCAGUUAGCACUGCUAAGACUGAUGAACUUGUCCUCAGUUGGGAUGACGAGGAAGAAGAAAAAUCAGAAGCGUCCGAAGCGUCUACGCCACCAAUAGGAAUGAAAAUGGAUCAAAACGAUGAGGUGUUCGAGAACAACGAGAGUGGGAAACAAGAAGAACCUCCCACCGUUGACAUCAUGGCGCAGCAACUGAAGUUUGUAGCGUGUCUCAAGAUACUCAUGGAGGAGUUGAGUACGCUGGCCACGGGCUUCGAAGUGGACGGUGGGCAUCUCCGCUACCAACUGUACAUCUGGUUGGAACGAGAAGUGGAGGCUUUACGUCGACUCUGUGGCUAUGUGUCGACGCCCGGCGCCGCUUCCGGAGGAGAACUAAUCUGCGCGGACUCGGAUCCUUUGCCUUUGCCAGAAAAACCGACUUUGCAUCAGCUGCUUAUUAGAGAGAAAGCUGAUUUCGAGGCUAAAGUGCAGAGAGCGGUGCGACGCAAGAAGUGGUUGAAAGCAAACGAAACUUUACUGCGCACGCUGCUCUCGUACUGCUCGCUGCAUGGCGCUGGUGGCGGUGGGCUGGCGUCCGUACGCAUGGAGCUGGUGCUGCUGCUGCAGGAGCUGGGCCAGGACAAGCAGCACCAGCAGCUGCUGUCGCCGCUGCCCUUCCCCACCACGCUGCCGCUGCUGGCCGCCGCCGUGGCCGCCAACAACACUGUCGUCGCCGACCCUGUGCGCCACCUGCAGUCCGUAGCCCACGACAUGCUGGGUACGAUCGGCGAGCUCGGCAUCCCGGGAGGUUCGGCCACUCGCAUCCUGCAUACCCUGAGAGAGCUCGCCGUGGCGCUGUCCGCUUGCAUCUACCAGAGUCUGUGCGACUCGGACACCUUCAGCGUCAAGCAUACGCAGCAUUAUGACGGGAUGGUUGCUGACACACCUGCUACUAGCAACUUCCUAGUAAGACCGAGGCGAUACUCUAUAGAAGAGCUCACAGUCACUACGCCGCCUAAUAAAUGGCCAGGUGUAUCAGCGCUUCGUGGCCUAGCACUUCGCGCAUCAGAAGAGGAAGACGCUCCCCGACUUCCAGUUCUUCUCGCGGAAGCAUUCUGCGCUGUGUAUUUAGCUUUACUGGGGUGGGCGCUGGCGGCCAGAGACGCGCACUUACUGUACAGGCUAGCGGCCCAUACUGCGGAUAAUAAAGCGCAUUCUAAACUAUUCGGGGGUGGAGUCAGAAGACUUCUGACCACAGCGCCAGCGCAACCACAACCGAAGCUAGUUGAAAGGACCGAAGGCACCUCAGUCUGGUCGUCCCUAAGAGAGAAGAGAGCUCUGUUACACAUGCGGUUACUUGGUCUUGGACCGACCGCGCCACAUAAAAACAUUCAAGAAGGACGACCCACAUACAGGGAACAAUUUGUUCCACCCCUCUGCAGUAUACUGACCUUCUUACUAACUAAGCCCACUCCUGAACAAGAUCCUGAAAACAAUGAUUACGAUUCUGCGGAAUCAGGAGCUGAAGAUGCAGAGGAAAGCGGAAGUGAGCCUGAUGACGAUGACAUCUUCGACACCUCUACUACAAAGACGGAGAAGCGGCGCAAGGGCGCGAACACGGAGCACUGCGACCCGGACUCGUACUCGUGGCACGUGAUGCGCGUGGCCGUGCUGCGGCUGGCGCAGCACAAGCUGCAGCACUUCCUGCAGCUCUGCGGCAUCGAGAUGUCCGAGCUGGCGACCACCAGUCCCACGGUGCACGGCGCGCUGCGGCGCUUGGAGCAGUGGCAGCAGCAGCUGAGCGAGGCGCUGGAGGCGCGAGCCUGCCCGCACGACUACAUCCCCGGCUGCUUCCCCGACCAGCAGACCGCCGGCCCGCCCAUCAACAAGUACAGAUGUCUCUUGGAAAAACACAACACACCAUUCAACUCGGCACUAUAUAGCGCGGCGCCGGCUCAACGGCUAUGGAACUUCUUAGUUCGACAAGAACAAGUUCAAGAGGUGUUCAUCCGCGCUGUGUUUUCCCGGCACCGUUCGAGUGAGGCUCGCUCGGCGCCCACCCGCGCGCUGGAAGACGAUCACGGAGCCGUGAGAAUCAUACACAAAGAGCAGGACUCCAUCGCUGCCUUCUGCCUCAACCGGGUGGGCGGCGGUCUCCUGGCAGUGGCCACGGCUCGUGAAGUGCAAGAGAUGGACGUAUCGCUGCUCCUGAAGGGCGGCGCGUGCUGGGCGGAAGACGAGUGCGAGGUCGAUCUUCUGGCCCUAUCCUCAGACCCGGCGUCCUUACCGGAUACCGGUUUCCUGCUUAUACAGCAUCAUGAUAAAUCAAAUGGCGGUUCUGUACCCGGCACGGGUAACAGUUCACCGCUCAACCCCAAUGCACCGCAGGCUCCCGUUGGGAUGGCCGGCCAGAGCGGCAGGGGUACUAGCGUGGUGAAGGGCCUGCAGUUCCCGGGUUGCCACGACGCGAAAUACUGUCGCCUGGUGCUGCAUCGCUCCAAGCUUCUCAUGAAACCGGUACUAAAACACAAAAUUGACAAUAUUAAACGAAUGGCCGCGCAUCCUUCUCAACCAUUAUACCUGACGGGCGGCGCGGACGGCUCGGUGCAGCUGUGGGAGUGGGGGCACCCGUCGUGCGUGUGGUCGCCGCGCGCGCCCGGCGCCUUCGCCAAGGUGACGCGCGUGCGCUUCUCCGACUACGGCAACAAGUUCGCGGCCUCCGACGCGGACGGCAACCUGGCGCUGUGGCAGCUGCACCCGCCCGCGCAGCAGCCCGGCCAGCCGCACGCCUCGCCGCGGCCCUUCUUCACUCACCAGUGUCACAGUAAAGGGAUAAGCGAUUUCGUUUUCCUCGGUUCCUGUAGUUUAGUCGCCACAGCGGGUCAUAGUUCUGAAAGCAAGAAUGUCGCCAUAUGGGACACCUUGAUGCCCAUUAAGAAAGCUCUAGUGGUUUCGUGGACGUGCCACGAGGGCGGCGCGGCGUGCGUGUGCUGGGCGGCGCAGGCGGGCGCGCUGGUGUCGUGCGGGCGGCGCGGCGACGUGCUGGUGUGGGACCCGCGCGCGCGCGCGCCGCGCCACAAGCUCAGCGCGCACCACGCGCCCAUCAAGUGCGUGGCGCUGUCGCCGCGCGAGGACUACUACGCCAUCGGCGCCGCCGACGGCGACAUCAAGGUCUUUUCGUUAGCGACGCACCAGUUACUGCAUACAUUUGCAGGAGAACAUGCUAGAAGCUCUUUCUUCAAACACAUCGGUCAAGGCGUUACACAAAUACACAUAGACGGCGCGGGGCGGCUGUUCUCGUGCGGCGCGGACGGCACCAUGAAGGUGCGCAAGCUGCCCGAGCGCGACGUGCCGCACGCGCACCACGCGCACCACCACUACGCGUAGUUUAGAAAGGAACAGAGCGAGGUGUCCGCGGUCCGCGAACGAUGUGACGUCUGUUCAUCUCAGUUCAGGUCGCGAUUAUACGCCGUUAGACUAGUCACUGAGUAGGCGAUGUUAUAUUUUAUAGCGUAAUACGUAUAAUGUUUAUGAAUCUUUAGUUAUUACUAGUACGAAAUAUUCGCUAUUUUUAUCUUAACCUCAUCCUAGAUGAGAUAUACGAGUUAUUUAUUGAAGUGGUGUGCUCGCGUCGGCAUUGAGCGACUAUUCGAGUGCAAUAAAUCUUUGCAAACUUAUGAUUUCGAUCGCGAUCGAAGCCUUUCCUUGUUAAAAUAAUCCCUUGAGAUAUUUAGCUUAUACGAGUGCACUUAUAUUUGUAACUUGUUGACGCAUAAUAAAAUGUAUACUUCUAUUAUAUAUCGUGCGUUCGUUGUCGUGGCUUAAUAUGUGUAAUAUUUAAAUAUAUAUCACUAUGUAACCAUAUUAUCGGUUCGCGUCCUACGAAAUUCUCGGAACGUUCAUUGUAAUCGAUGACAUAAAAUUAUGUAAACCUCAUUAGUUUUCGCAUCCUAUAUCAUAGGUGUAAGUGUUUUUAUUGUUUAUGUGAAUGUGAUCUUUUCCAAAUUACACGUCCACUUUGAUUUCUAAAAGCAAUACAUUCUUUGAAAUCAUGAUAAUAGAAGCAAUAAAGCGGAUAUACAUAACAUAUCGCGGUGACAGACAGUAUUAUGGAUCACAGAAUGAACGAUGGAUGCAAUAUUAUUUUUUAAAUAUAUUUUUACACAAAUGCUUCAAACUGUACAUUUAUGCGUAUUUGCAAUGUGAUAUAAUCUGGAAACAGACAUUAUACCGGCAUUUUAUUCCAAUAAAAUAUUUUAUUAACUAUUAAAAUUGGUUACCACAAAUGCAUGUAUGCGUAUGUAAUUUAUUUUUGUAAAAUUUCAUUUUCUAUCUAAUUCAUGUAGGAUUUAGAAAACUUUUAGUUGAAUUUCGAUUUAAACUCACAAUUGUGGUAUAUUUAACUAAAGCAUUUUUCUUGUAUUAAAUUAUUUUUAUUAAGGCACUGUAUCGUAUAUUUAAUCACAUCUUAUGGUAAACGUAUGAAGUUUCAAGAGACUCAUUCUGUUUGCUAUAUAAAUAUAUGUAACUAAUACACAGACCUACACUGUCAAAAGACAUUUCAUUAGACAGUUUUGUUAUUUUUAUCAGUUAACUAAUUGUAAUAUUUUAGGUUAAUAUUAUUUAAUCGCCAAAGUUAUGUACAUAAUGUACGUUUUAAAUUCGUUUUUAAAUAAGUUACCAAAAUUGUAGAUCAUAUCUUUUAAAAUUCGCACAAUCUUGCAAUAAAUUCGAUUGGAAUAAUAAAAAAGAACCCAAAAAACUCAAAAUAUAACACAUUAUCAAAUGAACAAAUAUUUUUUAACUCUUGAAUAUAUAUUACAAUUUAUAAUGUCAUAAAUUAAUAUGUUUACGUGAGCUUAUAUCUGCGAACAAUAUUAUUACAUUUAGUAAAUGAAAAUGUCUAGGUAAUUUGUAUAUAACUUCGUCCAAUUAUGGAAUAGCAGAUUAUAAAAUAAAAUAUAGGAAAAAGAA